This is a messenger RNA of Ectocarpus sp. CCAP 1310/34, 3127 nucleotides long. NCBI's taxonomy places the organism in Eukaryota, Phaeophyceae, Ectocarpales, Ectocarpaceae. The record is from the annotation of a GenBank genome assembly.
CAGAGAGAGACAGAGAGAGAGCGAGCGAAGACGUUCUUGUUGUUGGCGGCAGUAUCCAGCCACGUGCCCUACCCCUCCGAGCCUCCACCUAGGCGCGCGCUUGGCGAAGGCUGUCUGGACUUGAAAUGUCGGACGUUGGCGGGGCGAGUGGCAAACCCACGGGUACAACUUCGCGAGAAGUGCGGAGAGUGACGAACCCCUACCUAGACAGCAGGAGCAGCAAUGGUUCGUCCUCAACUGCUGGGGGCAUUCGCCAGAUGCACAAUCGCAACCCGUCGGUUCCUUCAGAGUUCGGGAGCAAUGCCGAGGCGGCGGAACGACGACGCGGGCAAGCACCACCACCAGCGCCCGGCCCCUCAAACAAAAUACAGGUCCACAAACGCCAGGAGAAAAAUUCCAUGCUCAGGCACCUGCGGAACGUCGCUUUUGAAAUCACGCCAGGGCUUGUUGCGGACUUCGUACUCGGGCCAAAGACGUGCGCUGUAUUCAUUAGCCUGAGAUACCACCUUCUCUACCCUCACUACCUCAUCCAAAGAAUCAAGGAGCUAUCGGGGCACUUCACCCUUCGUGUCCUGCUUUGCCAUGUCGACGUGGACGACAGCGAGACCCCUUUGCUCGAGAUCAACAAAAUGGCGGUUUUUAACGACUUCACACUCGUCCUGGCGUGGAGCCUCCAGGAAGCAGCCAGAUAUCUGGAGACCUACAAGGCCUACGAGCACAAGUCGGCAGACAGCAUUCAAGAGAAGGUUGACGACGACUUCCUUGGGAAACUGCAGGAUUGCUUUGGAGUGGUCAGGUCCGUCAACAAGUCCGACGUGCUCACUCUUGCAUCCAACUUCGGUUCGCUUAAGGCCGUGUGCGAUGCGACUGCCGGCGAACUGUCCUUGUGCCCAGGCCUCGGGGAGAAGAAAGUUUCUAGAAUACACGAGGCCCUGCACGAGCCAUUGGUGCGAAAGCACAGCAGUUCCAGACUCGAGCGGAAUAGGACAGAGGAUUGAAAGAGACAAAUUCAAACGUAAAUCUUGUGUGCUUGUAGGACAUGUAUUUUUGUCCCGACGCUCGUUCUGAAACGCGAAGGGUAAUUAUCUGUGCUCGAAUCCCGCGAACCGUUGCGGCUGUGAUCGUUGGGGUGUCGUGAGUUGGAGGCUGAUCGCAAUCCGAGGCAGCCACGCUACCGCUGAUGGGGAAGAUGCUGCUCCAGUGGCAGCUACGGUGUUGGUGGAUUCGGCUUCUGCUAGGCAAUUGGCUGCCAUUGUUGUGGGUUUGGGUCUAUUCCCGCACCGAGCGGAUGCUGGUUCCUUGGCUCCCUUUGUCGCGGGGUUGUGAGCGUCCUUGGCGGCGUUGCGAACUGUGCGAUGGCGGUGAUCGGCACCACGUUUCUUCCUGAGGGGGUUAGCACCUGUGAGGCCGUUCAGUCCUUCUCACUGCCCGACAAAGACCAUUGCCAACGUCUGGUUAACCCCACGUGGUUCUCGUGAAGAUUCAUUGGAGAGAUACCCCCCUCCCACGGUCGGAAGCGGAACCGCCUCGUCCCUGGCGAGCAAGGUGAAGCUCUCAGGACUUCUGCGAUGCUUGGGCCUUUGCCGGGACGACCUAGUUGGCGCCUCAGUAGGACGACAUUGGUGUCUUGCCCCGCAUAUAUGUGGAUUUGCUGUUGGACAAGAUGAUACACAUGAAGUGUCGAGAGAUGAAGCCGAUGAGCCCCUUGCUGCCACCCUUCCGGUGCUCAAAUUAGAGCAAGGCCCAACACUAUUCGAGGCAAGUGAGAUCGGCUCCUGUUCCUGUACGAUGGCCGGGUUCGCCCCAUAUCGCAAUCACAUUACACGUCUGUUGAUUAGGUAGGUUGCAGUCCUUCUCCUUCCACGUUCUGAAGAUGGUAUUGUGCGCCGCGCACGUAAUUAUCUAAUCCAUCCAUUCUACAAGCUCGGUUACGAUCGAAGAGGCUGGCACCGUUGAGAUAAUAAUAUGGGUCGGUAUUGGGCAUUGACCCCAAUCGGAAGCUUGAAGGGCAAUUUCCAGCUUGUCGGUGACGUCGCUUAUUUGCAUGGCGGUACAGAGCUUCCACGCAAUGACAUAACCGCUGUCGUUGUAGAGUUCUUGCGCUAAGAUAUAGCAGUAGCACGAGCACAUGUCAAUAAUCUCUACUGUAGGUGUGUGAAGUUUGUCGGCCAAGUCUCGCGUGGGGUUGUUACUUUGUACUUGAACCAAUGGUCAGCCUUGAUAAUGGAGGCAGGGUUGGAUAUCACGUCGUGAGUUUGAGCAGCCUGUAAAGGCUAGGUCGGAUCUGAUACGAAAUGGCCUCGUGCAUCAGGGCACCAAUGUCAGUUCUCGCGGUGAGAGAUCUGGGUGCUCCCGUGCCAGAUCAAGGAUAUGUUCCCUGACGUUACCGGGAAUGCGGCUCCACACCCGCGCAGGCAUUGUUGGCGCUUUAUCUUCUAGCGCUGCCUUGAACGUAUUCGUCACAUCAUCGACGAUAUGCGUAGAAGGCCCGAUCGAUGCAGCACUUGUUUGGCUUAACGGGCAACAGAAAGGCGCCAAGUGCAAGCACAGCGUUUGUAUAAACUCGGUGGAGAAAGGUGUUUCUCGUCCCUCCGGAGUUGCCCGAAGGUACGUGUUUCGUGGAAUAGCGUUGUUAACGUCCCAACAGAGUUCUUGUACAGACCAAAAGAAAAACAGAACAAACACUGCCCACGUCUCAUCUCCACCAAACAAAGCAAUGCCGCAAAAGCACACCGCAAGUCUUCAAGCCUCACACACUAUCAGGCCGACCGCUGCUUUCACCGUUUAUUGCCUCCAGCACCCCAAGGUCUUUCUAACUUGUCACAUCAAUGUACAUGCCCGACCUCCUAUGCAAAGGAACGAAACGACAGACGGACAGACAUGCAAAUACAAGACUUGCAUAUUAAAGCAACCGUUCUUUGAAAACAAGUAAAGCAAGAAAACUUAAGGACAAUCCAUAGGCCAUAUUCAUACAGAGCUCCUCAGCCGCCUCUAAACUGCAACGUCUUGUAAAAACUCAGCAAGUUGCAGGGCGCAUUUUGCUCACAAAAGAGACGUCCAUGCUUUUUAAGAAUAGCGGAGUAAACAACGGCCAAAAGUUCGUAGCCUUGUUUAAAGGAAUGCCCGC